ACCUUUAACAAUCGUCUCUACAAGACAACUAAAGGGAUUUCGACAACAUGAUUCAGCUUCUUGCUCUCGCGUGCAUGGUGGCUCUUGCCCAAGGCAACAGCCGGAUUAUCAACGGACAAUCGACGAACAUCGCUGCGCACCCGCACCAGAUUUCCUUGCAGAGAUAUUCCACCAGUGCGGGUGUAUGGUACCACACCUGUGGAGGGUCGCUGGUUAGCGAAUACUGGGUGGUCACUGCGGCCCACUGCGUAGAAGGAGCAUCUGCUUCCUCUCUGAAUGUUAUGUUGAAUAACGGUUACUUGGAUGACCCGGCAAGGCGUUACCAUGGUGUCAGCCAAGUUAUCAUGCACAACAAUUACAAUAAGGGCAGUGGUGCUUACCCAAAUGACAUCGCCCUGCUGAAACUGGCCACGCCUGCUGAUUUGACUGGGGCAAACCAGAUAAUAGAACUUGCCAACUCUAAUGAAAACUUUGACUAUGUGACUUGCAAAUUAAGCGGCUGGGGACACACGGAAACAGGGACCAGUAGCAACAAGGUCAUCCCGAACCAACUUCAGGAAACAAGCGGUGUUAUCUACAACCAAACACAGUGUGCAGCUGUCUGGACUAGAAAUUAUGAACACAACGCCCACAUCUGUAUCCACAAUGCCCUGACUGGAACGUGCCAGGGUGACAGUGGUGGCCCCAUGGUCUGCCCAAGAGCGGGAACCAAUGGUGUUCUGGCUGGAGUGACGUCGUGGGGUGUGUCUGGUUGUGGCACCUCCUUCCCAAGUGUGUACGCACGAGUGUCCACCUACAGGGCCUGGCUGGAUAAUACGAUGGCAAACAACUAAAUCUAACUGAAUGAACUGUCGGACAUGACCAAUUUAUGGUUUUGAAAAUCAUACUUUUGAAAUUGAUUAAUUACAAGUAGCAUCAUUCUUUUUAAUUUAAACAAAGAAACAAAUAAACAAAACCAUUUGCAGCAUA
Messenger RNA from Mya arenaria, 969 nucleotides. RefSeq names its product fibrinolytic enzyme, isozyme C-like. The transcript has 6 exons. NCBI's taxonomy places the organism in Eukaryota, Metazoa, Mollusca, Bivalvia, Myida, Myidae. The record is from RefSeq and is a predicted model, not a curated record. Gene Ontology annotation, biological process: proteolysis. Gene Ontology annotation, molecular function: serine-type endopeptidase activity. Bases 48 to 833 code for a protein of 261 amino acids.